This is a messenger RNA of Cyprinodon variegatus (sheepshead minnow), 870 nucleotides long. It is a transcript of the gene etfbkmt, whose product is annotated as electron transfer flavoprotein beta subunit lysine methyltransferase. The coding region runs from base 63 to 392 and encodes 109 amino acids. Gene Ontology annotation, biological process: peptidyl-lysine trimethylation. The transcript has a single exon. Gene Ontology annotation, molecular function: protein-lysine N-methyltransferase activity. Gene Ontology annotation, cellular component: mitochondrial matrix. Lineage: Eukaryota; Metazoa; Chordata; Actinopteri; Cyprinodontiformes; Cyprinodontidae. The record is from RefSeq and is a predicted model, not a curated record.
AAUUCUGCUGUAGCGUAUCUAAACUUACUGUCUGUGUUACAGUUGCAGCCGUCGUCACCAAGAUGAAUUGUGAACUGAACAAUGUAGACCCACCUGUCUGUGUAACCGACAACAUCAUUGGUUCAGAUGCCUCCUGCUUCGACUUGAUCCUCCUGGGUGACAUGUUCUACGAUGAGGCCCUCGCCGACAGCCUUCACAGAUGGCUGGACCGCUGUAUCGAAGACAGCGGCACCAAAGUUCUGAUCGGGGAUCCUGGGAGAGCCCACUUUGAGGGACAUGGCAUCCGGAAGCUCCUGCAUCAUCUGGCCCAGUUUGAAUUGCCUAAAAGUGUCAGGGAGCAGAACUAUGGCCUCAUAUCCAGCCAUGUUUGGUGUUAUAAUAGAAAACUAUGAUAAUCUUCAACCUUCUGAAUGCUUGAUUUGAUAAAUUCUUCAUCAUCUGAAUAUGUCUCCUGGUCUAGAAUUAGUAAGGGGCGAAUCAGGAAUCAAGACGUUUAUAAGAAAUUCUGUAGCAGAAAAAAUAUAUUUAAACUGGGGAAACCUUAUUCAAGCACUAAACAUUACAUGUCAGAAACACUAUCUGUGGUUCAUGUUGAUACAUGAUUAUUUUAUACAAGGCAAAUCAAGCCCUGCAGUUUUUUUCUUACUUUUCACAGGCAUAUAAACUUGCCAGAACUGGUUAUUCAUCUGCUGAUUCAUAUACCGGUAAUCAAAUUAGACGUUUGAUGUGAUUAUCUGAUCUGCAGGUGUUCCUAAACUGGUUUUGAUUCAUGAACAUUCAAUGGAAUUAACGCUUUAAUGUGACUAACGGUGUCUUAAAACUGCAGUAUUUACCAAUUGAAGUGUUUUAAAUUUUUCUUGUGGUUUGAAU